UUACAUCUCUAGAUGUUGUUAUUGUUGUUGGCCGCCUGGUUGAUCUCUCUCAACCUAGGCACCAAUCCAGAGCUCCCCCAUGGCCUUUCUCUUUAAGUCUUAUUAUGAUGAACUAAUUAAGAAAUAGAUAAUCAAAAAGCUUCAGCCGGAGACUUGUAAUUCUCGGCGGGGAGGAAAAAUAAAUAUCCUUUUUUUUUUUUUCCUCCUUUCGCCACCGUGGUUCUCGUUUUCCGGUGCAUCUUCAAUAUCGAUGGAUCCCGCCAAAAUUCACACUCUCUCUUUGAUUACCUAUAUUUCCAUAAUUAUUUUCAAUCAUGUCUCCGUCGGGGACGAGACACCGACAGCAUUGUUGCUGAACUGCGGGUCGGAUAAUUUAGGACCGGAUCCUGACGGUCGAAAGUGGACAUCCGAUGACAAGUUCAUCUCUGGGGACAACCCAAAAGCCCAGGCUCAAUUCCAGGACCCAGCAAUCCCUUCAGAAAUUCCUUUCAUGGACGCACGGAUCAUCCUCUCGGAAUCCACCUACAAGCUCCCGAUCCAACCCAAUACCCGGUACGUGCUCCGGCUCUAUUUUUACCCAUCGGAUUACCUCCGGUACAACAUCUCUGCCUCCUACUUCACCGUCACGGCAGCCAAAAUCACCCUCCUGAGAAACUUCAGCGCGUCAAUCACGGCUCGCGCCACCACCCAAGCUUAUCUGAUAAAGGAAUACUCACUUCCCCCCUCCAAUUCCGAUACGCUGGAACUCACCUUCAAACCCGAAAGCAGAGAAACCUUCGCCUUCAUCAACGGCAUCGAGCUGAUUCCGACCCCCAAUGGCAUGUUCGGCACCGUGCAGAUGAUUGGGCUCACGAGCAGCGAAAUGGAUAUGACGAGCGCGAGCCUAGAGACUCUGUUCAGGCUAAACGUUGGUGGUAGCCUGAUCGGACCCAAAAAUGACACUGCCGGAAUGGGAAGAACUUGGUACAACGACAUGCCUUACAUUUACAGCGGAUCGGUCGGAGUGGUUACUUCAGUAAAGAAAGGGCAACACGUGAAGUACGAUCGUAUUCCACAUUACAUUGCGCCUAUACAAGUCUACGAAAGCGCCAGAGCCAUGGGACCGGACGGCCUGGAAGUGAAUACCAAGUACAACCUCACCUGGAAAUUCUCGGUGGAUCCCAAUUUCACCUACGUCAUCAGGAUGCAUUUCUGUGAUUUCCUGAUGACCCGCCCCAACCAGAGGAUCUUCGACAUCUACAUCAACAAUCAGACCGCUCAGGGAGACGACAACGCGUUGGACCCGGUCGGAACCGCCGGCGCCGGGGUUCCCUUCUACAGAGACUAUGGAAUCUUCGUCCGUGGUAAAGCUGCAGAUAUCUUGAUCGAGCUCCAUCCCUCCACGUUCUCCCAACCCGAGUUCUUAGACGCCAUUCUCAAUGGGCUAGAGAUUUUCAAGAUGGCCGUGAGUCGGAGCUUGGCGGGUCGGAAUCCAGAACUGUCGUCGAUGCUUGCCGCGGACAUUGACAAGAUUGAGAAGAAGAAGCAGAAAGAAUUUCAAUCCCACAAUAUGAUUGUAAUCGCCGGAGCAGCUGGUGGGGCCGUCGGAUUCUGCUUGGUAGCUGCAAUUUUGAUCGUGCUGGUAAAUCGGCAGAACAGAAGGAGAAACCAGAGACCUCCCUGCCCUCACGGCUCCAGCUGGCUCCCACUCCGUGGAAGCUCGAUGAGUAGCAACUCCGACAGCAAUCACCUCAGCUCAUUGGCACAAGGACUCUGCCGACACUUCACGCUAUCAGAGAUGAAACGAGCGACCCAGAGCUUCCACGAAUCCAACGUAAUCGGGAUCGGAGGGUUCGGGAAAGUGUACAAGGGUGCAAUCGAUGAGGGUUUGACCAAAGUAGCAAUCAAACGGUCGAACCCACAAUCGGAACAGGGGGUGAACGAGUUCAAAACAGAGAUUGAGAUGUUGUCCAAGCUUCGCCACAAACAUCUAGUCUCCCUUAUCGGGUUCUGUGAGGAAGAGGGGGAGAUGUGCUUGGUGUAUGACUACAUGGCACUCGGGACAUUGCGAGAGCAUCUCUACGAUUCAAGGAAAGGUCCAAUGGGGAUGCUUUCGUGGAAACAGAGGCUGGAGAUUUGCAUCGGAGCAGCCAGGGGGCUUCACUACCUCCACACGGGAGCUCAAUACACCAUCAUCCACCGCGACGUGAAGACCACAAACAUACUGCUUGACGACAAAUGGAGCGCCAAGGUGUCCGAUUUUGGCCUCUCAAAAACAGGGGCCAACAUGGAGAAUGGUGCGGUGAGCACGGUGGUGAAAGGCAGUUUUGGGUACUUGGAUCCUGAAUACUUUAGAAGGCAGCAAUUGACCGAGAAAUCGGAUGUUUACUCGUUUGGGGUGGUUCUAUUUGAGGUUUUGUGUGCUAAGCCGGCUUUGGACCCUAGCCUGCCCAAGGAGCAAGUGUGCCUCGCAGAUUGGGCACUUCAAUGCAAGCGAGAGGGAAGGUUGGUAGAGCUGGUUGAUCCUCAUAUCAAGAAGGAGAUCAAAGAAGAAUGCAUGAAUAAAUUCGCGGACACGGCGGAGAAGUGUUUGAAUGAUAGUGGAUUAGAGAGGCCUGGGAUGGGGGAUGUCCUCUGGAACCUUGAGUUUGCGCUGCAACUGCAGCAGGAGGAAGAUCAGGAAGGUGGUCGUAUUUGUGAGAGAGAUGAUUCAAAAUAAAUGUAUUUUUGUUCAUAAUAAGCUUAUUAUUAUGGGGUAAUAUUAUUGGAAGACAAGUGUUUUCGUUGUUGUGGCAGCUUUAUUGGAUUGGUUAUUGACGGCCCCUACACUACACUCUCAAUUGAAGGUAAAGUAUAACCAACAAUCGAGUGUAGCAUAGUGGAAGUAAAUUAAUAAAAUUAUC
Molecule: messenger RNA, 2882 nt
Organism: Linum trigynum
Lineage: Eukaryota; Viridiplantae; Streptophyta; Magnoliopsida; Malpighiales; Linaceae
Source: the annotation of a GenBank genome assembly